UUAACUGAUCUUUAGACCACAGGAGAACUAAGUGUGUUUUAUCGGCCGCCACUACACAUUAUGAAGACAGUGUUAUUGUUUCUACAUUGCAUAUUCAAUCGAUACUCGUUAUACCUUUCCCAACUAAUUGCAUAAUGUUAAGGCCACCUUAAAGGAGCUACACACCAGAUGGUCCCAAUAUCGGCAAUUACAGUACUUCCUCAUAACAAGUCUAGACUUGGCAAUGCGAGCUAGUAGGAGGCCGAUAAUACAUCACUUUAUAUGGUAUAAAUAAUAAACGCAACAAUCAUGUUGCUGUCUCAUCUGUGUUUCCCCGUUUAAAAAGCACAUAAUGGUUUCCAGGUUUAUAUCAUAUAUCUUUAUGAGUACAAAUAAAUAUAGUCGAUUUUUUUAAACUUUCUAGGAUUUACGUGGUAGACAAUUCUAGUAAAUUUCAAAUUGGAAAAAUGCGAAAAAACUUCGAACGAUGCAUGUGAUGUUAGCGAUGGGAUACAUCCGUAAGAAAGAUUCAAUUCUUUAAAUUGCUGGUUCCGAUUCGAUUGUGAUUCACUGGAAUGGAUCUGAAAUUCCUGGUUACUCCGAGGACAUACAGGGCUACAGCAUAUCUUGCCAGUUAAGGUCAGACAGGAAAGGAAAGCAUGUGGUUGUUAACAGGAAAUAUUUUACUUUCCCUAGUGACUCAAAGAUGGCCACUAUUAGCGGGCUGUAUCCAGGCACUGCCUAUCAUAUUGGCAUCGCAGCCUUCAACAAAACUGGGUAUACUCCAUCGGUCAUUGUUCUGACUGUAAAUACCCUGCCAGAUCCACUUCAACCGAAGCAUUUCCAAGCUAAAUCUGUUUCUCCGACUGUAAUCGAAGCCGCAUGGAAUUCUCCUGAAAGUGACGUCGACAGCUAUAGACUGCAAUACAUAAAUGCAGAUAAAAAUUUGAUUUAUUUUGAAACGCUUUAUCCCCCCCCCCGCCGGUUACUUCCUACUUUCGGAGCUAACACGUGAUACGGUAUACAAGAUUCAGCUUUCUGCCACCAGCAAAUCGAACAAGACUGCAAGAAGCGUUCCUAUGUAUGAAAAAACUCUGGAAUACUCUCGAGAGGAGUGCGAGAGACGGGAGAAGUUUUACUGUGAACAGUAUGGUAGAUGCAUAAGCAGGCUUUUGAUGUGCAACAGAAAUGACGAUUGCCCGGGAAAAGAGGAUGAAACAUGGGCAUUAUGUUAUGAGGAAAAAGAGACGUGCGAGCGAAAGGGAAAAUUUCGCUGCAACAUAACCGACACCUGUGUCAGCUUGUCAUACUUGUGCAACGGAUUAAAACAAUGCCCAAUUUUCAUUACAGCACAAAAUUUAUGUGAGAGUCGAGGACACUUCUUUUGUUCUUCGAGUCAGAUGUGCUUGUCAAUAGACAAAGUUUGUGAUCAUGUUGCCGAUUGUGCAGAAGAAGAGGAUGAGUCGGCCAAAUCGUGUCGUACUCCUACUCCCACGCCCACUACAACAAAACUUUCAGAAAACUUGGUCCCAGAUCUAAAAGGAGACAAAAACAACAACAAUGUCGUCCUCAUUGUUUUGUCAACGGUACUUCCAGUGUUGUUUGUAACCAUAUUGGUUUUGGGAUCGUACUUUUAUAUCAAGAAAGCACGGUCCCUAUGCCCCAUGAUGAGACCAGCGACCGUGUCCCAAUCAGAAAGAACUGCUAUGUUUACCCGUAGGGCAGCCUCAUCCAUUCGCAGAACCAGGAGCGAAGUCAUCUACAUGGACAUUGACGAAGAUGUUGGAGGAAUGUAUCCAUGCCAUCGUGAGGAAAAACAUGAAUAUGAUAAAGUCAACGACAGACCACCUUGCGCCUGCUUGAAAUGUGUUCGUGAGAGGGUUACUCCAAUGCUUCGGAGUCAUAGCGUAAGGACUCGCAUUGAACCUCUCCCAACUGGAAGUCUCUACAGGAGGACGUUGAAAGUUGAAAACAAUAUUCCGACGGUAGGAAUUAACAAAAAUGGAGAGGAUAAAACAAUACCCCUUUACUUGGAUUUGGACGCAGGAAACGAUAAAUUAAAAGACUUUGAUGUAAACAGGACUGAAUCUGAAAACGGAAAAGAGAAAGACGAGGAAGUAGUCAAUGUAACUUCGCAGAUAGCUCGAUCUGAGAAUAAGGAUGGAAGCGACGUCAAAAAUACAUCAAACGAUUACUUGCAUCCGAUUGCGUCGACUAACUCAAAUACACUAACACGUCCCAAGACAAACUUAAGUGGCGAAAGGAAGCAACCGCGCCCAAAGACUAUACAUAUUUAAAACUAACUGAUAUCAGCAUUUACAAAGAUUAUAUCUAAAAAAAUAAGCAAGAAUCCUUGGCGCUGAGUCUCAUUAGUUUCCCAGAUAUUGAAAUAAAACGAAGAACCAUUAAUAAAGCAAAUGAAUAAGUGAUCAAAAGUGCAAGUAUCUAUACCAAGAGUCAAUAUGUACAACCAUGUGUAAACAGUAACUCGUUUAAGAUAGAAUCCUUAAUUCAAGAAACAACACGACAUCUACAAGGACUCCCCUUCCUCUCGCAACUGUGUAGAGCUUCCUUCAGUUGAUUAAAGACGGACCAAUGGAUGAAAUGUUUCAUUACUGCAUUUAGACGAAAUGUCAUGUUCGACUCUCGUGGAUUAUUGCACAAUUCAACAAGAAAAAUAUUCACUCGAGUCGAAUACAACAACCCAGAUUAAAACGUAGUACAAAUAACCCUAUUAUGUAAUGCUAUGAAAGGUUUGUUCUUAAACUGAAUUAACCAAUGGACCAUGCUACAUUAAAUUGCGAACAUUCGACUGUGUAUUGUGUGGCAAAACGUGUUACCAAAGCUACGACUAUUUUUCUUACUUGCUGGAUACUGUCUAAUUUGAAACAAUUUCAGCUGAUAUUUCUCUUUUGUUACCUGUGUUAACUAUUCUUGUCAGUGUGACUCUUGUUAUUUGCUGUACGUCUGUGAAACAAGUGAACUCAAUGUGUGUCGUUGUUUUGAUAAAAACAAUUUUAAUAUUGCAAGUUUAUUUAAUUCGUUUUUGAUUAAUUCGUGAGAAUAUAAACUACUAGUAUUUAUUUUUUAAAUAAUAUUGUUUUAUCGAUUUAGAUUGGAUUUUACGCGGUCAAAUAAAAAGUGAUAAAUUGGCGUUUUGAAUGGUGGGGGACUAAAACAUGUCUUUACAAUUAAAUUGAAAAUACCCACGCCAAUACCGCUGGGGUAUCAGCCGAUCACUGCCAUAAAUAACCUCCAAUCCAGCAAUUCAAAUUUUCAACAAGCGGGUUAAAGUUCAAGUCGGAAUAAAGACAAGGGACCUUUAGCCUUACCAGCCCCCACCCAACAACCUCAAACUAUGUAAAAACCGGUUACUGAUAUUCGAAAAUUCACUUGUAAUAUGUUACUGUUGUAUAUAGAUCUUAUAAAUAUAUACAUGUUAUGUGCGUGUACUACUUAAUGAUUUGGUUAUGUAUUGAAUUACGAUAUAAACGUAAUAAUCUGAAAUCUUAUUUUUGGCACUCUUUAUGAAUAUUCUGAACGCUACACCCGCGUUAUCAAUUAAAGUCUUAUUUAACCUUUCUAUACGAUAAUGUAUCUUUACUUGACACGUGAACAUCCCCUUUAUUUAGUAUUAAACAUAUUGUUGUAUUAUGUUGUAUAAAACAGUGUAUAUAUUGUGAAACUUGUUUGUUUUGGAGUGACUUUGUAUUUUGUACGAAUCGAAAUAAAUACU
Molecule: messenger RNA, 3715 nt
Organism: Mya arenaria
Lineage: Eukaryota; Metazoa; Mollusca; Bivalvia; Myida; Myidae
Exons: 9
Coding region: 1059-2276 (405 amino acids)
Cellular component (GO): plasma membrane
Molecular function (GO): protein binding
Source: RefSeq, a predicted model, not a curated record